CAGCUCACAAGCACACUCUGCGGCGUGCCACACUGACCGUCGCAGUGACUCUCAGUCCGCCUCGCAACGCUUAAUACACCCAUUGCACGCGUCGCACGAUCGAAGUUCAGUGCGUCAACGCGUAACCGCAGUUAAAGCCCUGAGAGCACCCUCAGAGAGAGCAGUGCUUAAAAAUGCAAGCGCUGCGUCACGCGCGGCGACUCCGGCACGCCGUCAAUGCAAUACGCCACUCCUCCCAGCAGCGCCAGCCCAAGAAGCCCUUCGUCAUCCUAAGCUUAGAUGGAGGCGGCUGCCGCGGCUACAUGAGCAUCCGGUUACUAGAAAGAGUAUCCAAUGAAGCACCGGGCUUCUUAGAUAGAGUGGACCUCUUCGCGGGGACGUCUACCGGUAGUAUACUAGCGGCCUUUCUCGCGGGCGGCGCGUCACCAGCAGAAGCAGCUUCAUAUUAUGAGCAAUACGUCCCGGCGAUCUUCGGGCGGCCCCGCAAUCUUGUACGAAGGGCCUGGGACGCCAAGUUCUCCAAUAAACCGCUGAAGGACGCCCUGCGUACGUACUUCGGCGACGCGACGGUAGCGCAGCUUCCCAAGCAUUUUCUGGCACCCGCGUUGAGGGUGGACGGCGAGGCUUCAAGUACAACGUCGGCCGAGGUCUGGCGCCUCUCGCAAUCUAGGGAGGGCGGCUGGCGGCCGGCCGUCUUUUCGAACCUGCCCGCCGUCAGGGGUGCGAGACCGGACGUGGAACUGAAGAUCUCUGACGCGCUCUUGCGUUCAUCAGCAGCACCGACGAUCUUACCCUUAUAUCAAAACUACGGCGACGGCGGCAUCUGGGCGAACAACCCGACGAUGCUCGCCGUCGCGAAGGCUAAGCUACAUUUAGGCCUCGAUCCGAGCGACGUGAGGGUACUGAGCGUCGGCGCGGGCUCCUGGGCGCGGCGCGUCGUGGAGCCGACGGCAAAGGAGAAGGACCUGGAUCUGGGCCUGGCGGACUGGGCGCCGCAUCUGCUGGAGAUGGUCAUCGACGCGUCUGGGAUGACCACGGACAUGGAGGCCUCGUUCUUACUACGGGAGAACUACACGCGCCUCUCGCCCUUGAUACCGCAAGGCGUUUCGUUGGCCCUCGACGACCCCUCAACGCUACAGAGGCAGCUCGAGUAUGCGCGCAACACGGACAUAGAUAAAGCGGUUGAAUUUGCUCAACGUAUUGUAGCUGAGCCUUCAUCCAUACUCGAAUUGCCGGACGAGCCGCUCGGCGACAGCGUGCACGACCUCAAGGAAGUCGACCGCCUGAAGCUGGUCGACCGGGCCUGGGCCGACGCCGCGGCGAAGUGGCAGCAGGAGAACAAGAGCACCGACGACUUCGGGAGUCGGAAGCGCCGGUCGCUCGAGAAUUGGAGGAGGACGCGGGAGGGCUAGUCCCCCAUACGCCAUCGACGCGACGUUUGUUGUUAAGAAGUUUUGAUCAUGUA
Pelagomonas calceolata is the source of this 1465-nucleotide messenger RNA. The record is from the annotation of a GenBank genome assembly. Lineage: Eukaryota; Pelagophyceae; Pelagomonadales; Pelagomonadaceae.